Messenger RNA from Dryobates pubescens (Downy woodpecker), 873 nucleotides. Its product is annotated as steroidogenic acute regulatory protein, mitochondrial. The record is from RefSeq and is a predicted model, not a curated record. NCBI's taxonomy places the organism in Eukaryota, Metazoa, Chordata, Aves, Piciformes, Picidae. Gene Ontology annotation, cellular component: mitochondrion; mitochondrial intermembrane space. The coding region runs from base 1 to 873 and encodes 290 amino acids. The transcript has 7 exons. Gene Ontology annotation, molecular function: cholesterol binding; cholesterol transfer activity. Gene Ontology annotation, biological process: intracellular cholesterol transport; regulation of steroid biosynthetic process; steroid biosynthetic process.
AUGCUGCAGGCCACCUUCAAGCUGUGCUGCGGCAUCGCCCACGACCCCCUCCGCAACCUGCCCGGUUUGAGGACAACAGCAAUUGCAGCCAUACAGAAGGACAUGAGAGGUCUGCUGGAAAGAGGAUCCCAUCACCUGCCUUCCAAAAUCCCUCCCUAUAUUCAGAGGCUGGUGGGGAAGGAGAAAGCCACAUGCCCAGAGCCUGCUGGAGACCUCAGCCCCUGCCAGCCCUCCAGUGUGGACCUUUCCUACAUCACUCAGGGCGAGAGGGCCCUGCAGCGAGCCCUGAGCAUCCUGCAGCACCACACCAGCUGGCAGGCAGAAGUGAUGAAGGAUGCUGGGGCCACGGUGAGCAGCGCUGCCCUCCCCGGGCUGGGCAAGGUGUUCAGGGCGGAGGUGGUCCUGGCUGUGCCAGUGGCACAGCUACACCAGGAGCUCUUCGAGAGGAUUGAGCAGAUGCCUCGGUGGAACCCAGCCCUCAGCCAGGUGAAGGUGCUGCAGCACGUCGGCAGGGACACGCUGGUGACACACGAGGUCACUGCUCCCAGCCCAGGCAACCUGGUGGGGCAGAGGGACUUCGUCAGCGUACGGCACCGCGGGAGGAGGGACGCAGCCAUCUACCUGGUGGGCACUGCCACCCACCGAGAGCCUCUGCCCCUGCAAGAGGGGUGCAUCAGGGCUGAGUCUCGGCUGAGCUGCAUCGUCCUGCAGCCGCUGGCAGGGGACCCCGGCCGCACCCACCUCACCUGGCUCCUCAGCAUGGACCUGAAGGGCUGGGUCCCCGUGUCCGUCGUUAACCGCCUCCUGCCGCAGUCCCAAGUGGACUUCAUCAAGCACCUCCACCAGCACCUCUCUGCCACCACCUGCCCCUGA